AUGAAGAUUUUGAAAUUAAAUAAAUAAAUAGGCAAAUAAAAUAAAUAUAUAUUCUUAAAAAAUGUUUUAAUUAUUCAUUUGAUAGGUAGUAAAAUAGAGCUUAUUUUUAUAAAAUGAUAAAAUCACUACCACAAACAUGGUCUUCAACGAUGCAAGUUUUAUUAUGGUUGUACAAAAACUGAUGUCAUAAGUAAAGUGGUCACAUUUUUGUAAAAAACUGGAAAUUUUCAAAAAGGUUUUUAUCAUAAUCUUCUUUGAAAAUGAAUUACGACAUCGGUUCUACAAUGCAAAAAUACAAUGUCUUUAGGGAAUGUGAACGGGCUCUCUCUCACUCCUUAUUUUCAUCUUCUUUUUAAUCUCUUUCUCCCUCAGUUUUAGAGAAUCCUAAAUUCUCCUCCUUGCUCUCUCUCUCUCUCUCUGUCCGUGCCGCCAUCACCGUGGAGAUCCCCACGAAGCCGGUGAAGAUACAGAGGCACAGGUGUUCAUUGCUCACGAGAUUGACUUGGAUUCUUCAUCACUGGAAGCUAUCCUCUUUCUCGUUCAAACAUGGCAUCUACAUCCUCCUUAUCAAGUAUGUCUACGAAACCUUCGUUUAAACCCCAAUCUUCAUGCACAUGCAUUCGUUGCCUUAAAAAACUACAAACCAACGCUUAACUUAUCAUGAGAGUCUCACUAUUCUAACUAAGAUGUUGGGCCUUGUUCAACUGCAAAACCCUUGUGGUGCUCAAACGUAUUGGGGGCUUCAAUAAGAACCCUAUUUUGUUCGAUUUUUCAUCCAUUGAUCUGCCGUUACUAACAACCUUGCAUUUGGAAUCAUUUAUACUAGAGUGUAGGGAUACGCCAGAGCUUCCUGGUGGGAGUUUGAAUCUCAUGUUCUUGUGCGUGAGCCAUCUUUAUUUUAGUGGUCCUGAAGCAAGGUUUGAAAGAUUGCCUAAGUUGGUUAGAGCCACGAUUGCGAUAGGCCAUGUUCCAUUGGAGGUUGUUAAUAAUGUUAAGUUUCUGCACAUAGAUUGGGUUGAGGGGUUAGAAGUGAUCAAGCAUUGCCCCAAUCUUCAAAUUCUUGACAUUGAUAUGGGGAGUAUUGACAUGAAUGCUAGAGGCGAUGAAGGAGCAGAUUGGCCAUUCCCUCGAUCUGUCCCUUCAUGCAUUUCAUUACAUCUUAAAACAUGCGAAGAAGAAGAAACAAAGAAACAAAGAAAGGUGGUGCUAGGUGUGGCUGUUACUCUAUUCUAUGGCGACACCCAAUGAGUCACUAGUUGACUCACAUGACCCGUCUAUAUUAAAAAAUUAUAAAUAAUUUAUAACUUGUAAAAUUUUAUACUUAAAAAUAUAAAUGAAAAUACAAUCAAACUUCUAUCAA
This is a messenger RNA of Glycine soja, 1360 nucleotides long. RefSeq lists its product as uncharacterized. Lineage: Eukaryota; Viridiplantae; Streptophyta; Magnoliopsida; Fabales; Fabaceae. The record is from RefSeq and is a predicted model, not a curated record. The coding region runs from base 871 to 1248 and encodes 125 amino acids. The transcript has 2 exons.